GGAGAGAGAGAGAGGGCGGACCGAUACUGAUACAAGGAGCUCGAGUAAUUGCCCCCAGCCCCAGAAAGCAACCUCUACCAGCAAGGGCACCUAGGGCUUUUUGGCACGAUGCAGGAAGAGAGAGAAGAAAGGGAGAGAGUGAAAUUGCGAGGCAGGGAAACAAACUGAGGCGAGUGAGAUAGCUCGAUCGGUCGCAAGACUCUCGAAGCUGAAGGUGGUGGCUGGACGUGAUCGCUCUAUUUGUUUUCUCCUUUUUGCGCUCAACGAGGUUAACAGUGAGUAUUAUUGAAGACUCCUGGAGUUGGGGAAACAGUGAGUAUUAUUGAAGACUCCUGGAGUUGGGGAUCCACUGACAUGACCUCGUAGUGAAACUUGUGUUAAGGUUUAUGUGUUACUUAAGGUCAAGGCUUGCGUUUCAAGGCUGAUGCCACUCUUGAGAGGGUGUGUGACAAAGAGAGAUAGAGAGUAGGAGAAAAGAGAGUAGAGAGGAGCAGAUAUCUACUAAGAGAUUGAGAGUGGUCAACAGAGAAAGAGGAGUAAAGCUGUAAAGGUGCUGCUGAUAUGAGAGUUGUCGAUACACAUGGGAUUUGAGUCAGCUAGCACUUCCCAGGAUGGUCGUGAUGAAGAUGAUGAGGACGAGUAUGAGGAGUCAGGUGGGGGUAACCGCCUUCUGGGAUUCAUGUUCGGGAAUGUUGAUGACUCGGGUGAUCUCGAUGUUGAUUAUCUUGAUGAGGAUGCCAAAGAACAUCUUGGUGCAUUGGUUGACAAGCUUGGUCCAUCACUGGCUGAUAUAGAUGUAAGGAAACUGCAUUAUGUAAUUGAUCUACAGUUGUCGGUGAAAUCACCUCGCACUCCUGCUGAUACUGCCGAGCAAGAUUAUGAUGAGAAAGCGGAAGAUGCCGUUGACUAUGAAGACAUUGAUGAACAGUAUGAGGGACCGGAGAUUCAAGCUACUUCUGAGGAGGAUCUUUUGUUGCCCAAAAAGGAUUAUUUUUCUACCGAACUUUCAGUGGCUACUUUGGAGCAGAAAACUUCAGUGUUUGAUGAUGAAAAUUAUGAUGAUGAAGAAGAAAUUGAGAAAGAACGUGAUUUGGAUACCAAUGGUGAAAUUCAAAAUAUGUCGUCUGAUUUACCACACGAUCCAUGCAAGCACGGUGAUACUUCUGCUGUACUUUCUGAAGAAGAGGAAGAUACUGGGGUUGACCAACUGGUUGUCUCUCCCGAGGAGGAGAAAUCGGCUGAUGAUAUGGAAGAUUAUGAGGAAGAUGCUGAAUUGCUGGAGAAUCUGCUUGAUGAUAAUAGUUCUACACAGCUACCAAUUUUGUGUGUGGAAGGUGGGGCAGUCAUCCUACGUUUUUCUGAAAUUUUUGGUAACUAUGAACCAUUAAGGAAAAGAGAGAAGGACAAGAAGUAUACAGUUCCUAGAGAAAAAUAUAAGACUGCCGAUUCUUCUCUUAUAGUUGAAGAUGAUGAAGAGGAGUUCCUGAGGGGUACUUUUCAAGGCUUUUCUUUCACGAAGCAAGCACCCACAACUCAAGAUAAUGUUUCAGGGACAGUGGAAGAGGAACUAGAAUCAGAAAAAUUCAGUUUUGUCCAAGAGCCUUCCGUGAUUGCUUCACAAGUUAAUGAGAAAAGGCCAGACUCUUAUCUUAGUGCUGAAGCAAUGAAAAUGGAUGCAGCAUUGAAUCUUUCUACACAAUGGUGUCGUCCUUUAUCCCCUGAACUUUAUCCUUUUGAUCAGCAAAACUGGGAAGAUCAAAUUAUCUGGGACAGUUCUCCUGCAAAAAGUGACAAUGCUGCAGAAAGUUGCGAGGCCCCUGGACCUGACACUGAAGAUUUAUUUACCAUACAAACAGAACUGGAAGCCCAGCAACACAAUCUUCGGGAGCUGCAGAUGGAAUCUGAUGAGAGAGAUCAUGGGUUUUUUCUUCAGAGCUGCCCCGUUUUGGUGGAGUCUUUUGGCUUAGAAAAAUUUUCAGAUCUCACAGAUCAACCCUCAUCAGAAAGCAGAUUUCAUCCCCAACUCUUGAGGUUGGAAUCACGAUCAGAACUUCCAAAUGAGUUAGAAGGUAGAACAGAUGAUGCCACUAAGGAGAUCCAUCAAAGUGAUACUAUGAAGCGUUUUAGCAAACUCAUAUUACAAAACAGAGACUUAGUGGAAGGAACUUGGUUAGACAGAAUUAUUUGGGAACCACACCAGUCCAUGACAAAACCAAAGCUAAUCCUUGAUCUUCAAGAUGAACAGAUGCUUUUUGAAAUAUUAGAUAACAAAGAUAGUAAACAACUUCGUCUUCAUGCUGGGGCUAUGUUCAUAACUCGUUCUAUGAAGUCCAAUGGUGGAGAUUCUAUGGAGGUCCAUGGCCAUGGAGUUGCAUCUGGUGUUCGAUUCAACAUUGCUAAUGACAAAUUCUACUCAAAUAGAAAAAUCUCUCAGCAACUGAAAUCACAUUCUAAAAAACGAGCUGCCCAUGGUGUCAAAGUCUUGCAUUCAACACCUGCACUCAAGCUGCAGACAAUGAAACCAAAAUUAAGCAAUAAAGAUGUUGCUAACUUUCAUCGUCCAAAAUCUUUAUGGUAUCCACAUGAUAAUGAGGUGGCCCUCAAAGAGCAAGGGAAACUACCUACCCAAGGACCUAUGAAAAUUAUAUUGAAGAGUUUGGGGGGAAAGGGAAGUAAGCUUCAUGUGGAUGCUGAGGAGACCAUUUCUUCUGUCAAAGCAAAAGCUUCAAAAAAACUAGAUUUUAAACCAUUGGAACCAGUGAAAAUAUUUUAUUGUGGACGAGAGCUUAAAGAUCACAAAUCCCUUGCUGCGCAAGAUGUUCGACCAAACUCAUUGCUUCAUCUUGUUCGUACAAAAAUACAUUUGUUGCCUAGAGCACAAAAGGUACCUGGUGAAAAUAAGUCUUUGCGGCCUCCUGGUGCAUUUAAAAAGAAAUCUGAUCUUUCAUUGAAAGAUGGACAUGUCUUCUUAAUGGAGUACUGUGAAGAAAGGCCUCUACUCCUGGGGAAUAUUGGCAUGGGUGCUAGACUAUGCACUUACUAUCAGAAGUCUGGUCCAGGUGAUCAAACUGGGACCUUGUUGCGUAAUGGAAACAAUAGUUUGGGGAAUGUUCUCACACUUGACCCUGCUGAUAAAUCUCCUUUUCUUGGGGAUAUUAAAGCUGGCUGCAGCCAAUCAUGUCUUGAAACUAACAUGUAUAGGGCACCAAUAUUUCCUCAUAAGGUGUCAUCGACUGAUUAUUUGUUGGUUCGCUCUGCAAAAGGAAAACUUUCAAUAAGACGGAUUGACAGGCUCAAUGUUGUUGGACAGGAGGAGCCUCACAUGGAGGUAAUGUCUUCUGGAACAAAAGCUGUCCAAACCUACAUUAUGAAUAGACUUCUGGUCUAUAUGUAUCGCGAGUUCCGUGCUGUUGAGAAACGUGGUUCACUUCCUUGCAUCCGUGCUGAUGAGUUGUCUGCACAGUUCCCUGCCUCAUCUGAACCCUUCCUUAGGAAAAGGUUGAAGCAUUGCGCUGACUUGCAGAGAGGAACCAACGGACAACUAUUUUGGGUCAUGAGACGUAAUUUCCGCAUACCACUGGAGGAGGAACUUCGAAGGAUGGUGACACCUGAAAAUGUCUGUGCCUAUGAAAGUAUGCAAGCUGGACUCUACAGGCUCAAACGAUUAGGAAUUAUGAGGCUUACACAUCCCACUGGUCUCUCAUCUGCAAUGAAUCAGCUCCCUGAUGAAGCAAUUGCGUUAGCUGCUGCAUCACAUAUAGAGAGGGAACUGCAGAUAACACCAUGGAACUUGAGUAGCAAUUUUGUUGCUUGUACAAGUCAGGACAGAGAAAAUAUUGAGCGUUUGGAAAUUACUGGUGUUGGUGAUCCAUCUGGAAGGGGCCUGGGUUUCAGCUACGUCCGCACUGCUCCAAAGGCACCAAUAUCAAAUGCACUGACAAAGAAAAAAACUGCUGUUAGUCGGGGAAGUUCAACUGUGACGGGAACAGAUGCUGAUCUUCGUAGAUUGAGUAUGGAAGCUGCACGAGAGGUUCUCCUCAAGUUCAAUGUACCAGAGGAACAAAUUGCAAAACAAACUAGGUGGCAUCGAAUUGCUAUGAUUCGGAAGCUUUCAAGUGAGCAAGCUGAAUCUGGCAUCAAGGUUGACCCAACAACAAUAAGCAAGUAUGCACGUGGACAGCGUAUGUCCUUUCUCCAGCUUCAGCAACAGACGAGAGAAAAAUGUCAGGAAAUAUGGGAUCGGCAAGUUCAAAGUCUUUCUGCUGUUGAUGGUGAUGAAUAUGAGAGUGAGUCUGAAGCAAAUAGUGACCUGGAUUCUUUUGCUGGGGACCUAGAAAAUUUGCUGGAUGCAGAAGAAUGUGAAGAAGGGGAGGGUAACUAUGAAUCCAAGCAUGAAAAAUUAGAUGGCAUGAAAGGGCUUAAAAUGAGAAGGCGCCCAUUGCAAGCUCAGGCGGAAGAAGAAAUUGAAGAUGAGGCUGCUGAAGCAGCAGAACUAUGCAGGAUGCUUAUGGACGAUGAUGAAGCUGAGCGAAAAAAGAAGAAAAAGCCAAGAGCUGCAGGGGAGGGAUUGGGACUUGUGGAUUCACACUUGAGUCUCAGUUACAAUAAUGCAGAACGGGUCAAGAAAACUAGUACAGUGGCUAAGAAAAUGGCGAGGACUGGCCAACCUGAUGAAUCUUAUACAUCAAAAGAAAAUAUAAUUUGGAAUCCAAAGAAGGAGGAAAAGCUUCUCGGUAAGAAGAACUUGUCUGGAAAGGCAAAAGUUAUGAAAAAGAAUGACCUAGAAAGCAUGGGCUUACUUAACAAGAAAGUUAAAAUAUUGGGGGAUGGAAUUAAGUUUGUCAAGGAAAAGAAAUCUGCUAGAGAAAAGUUUGUCUGUGGAGCUUGUGGACAGCUUGGGCACAUGAGGACCAACAAGAAUUGCCCGAAGUAUGGAGAAGAUCUAGAUACACAAGUUGAAGGUACAGAACCAGAUAAGGCAUCCACAAGGGCUAAUUCCUCAGAUCGCCUGGGUCAAACUCAGCAGAAAACUGUGACAAAGAAGCCUGUACCAAAAGGUGCAACUAAAAUGGCUCUCCUUGAAGUUCCUGAGGAGGAUAAAUCUAGUUCGAAGACAAAAGUUCUGAAGGUCAAAUGUGGCACCACUGACAAAGUUCCUGAUAGACUUACUCCUACAGCCUCGCAAAGUUCUGAAAGACCAGUGACAUCAGAUGUAGAAGUUGGGAAUAAACCGGCCGUUAAGGUUAACAAGAUAAUAUUCUCAAACAAGAUGAAAUCCGAUGAUGCCCCUGUUGAAUCUCACAAACCCUCUAUUGUGAUAAAGCCUCCAGUAGAGACAGAAAAAGACUUGCCCCGGAAGAAGAUUAUUAUUAAACGCCCAAAGGAUACUAUUAAUGUUGACCAGGAUAGCAGGGAUGGCGAAGCUGGUCUUGAGUACAGGAAGAUGAAGAAAAUUAUUGAAUUGUCCACUCUUGCGGAGCAUCAAAGCAAACGCUUACCUGAAGAGAGCUCCAGUAAAAAAAGUAGAGAGGAUAAAAGAUGGUGGGAAGAGGAAGAGAAACGUAGAAAUGCAGAGAGUGAAAGAGAAGAGAGGUCCAGGAGAUUGUAUGAACAAAGUAGGAUACUGGAAGAGCAAGAGAGGUUAGCUGAGCUCAGGAGAUAUGAAGAAGCCCUAAGAGGAGAGAGGGAGGAAGAAGAACGACAGAGGGCAAAGAAAAAGAAAAAGAAAAGACCUGAAAUAAGAGAUGAAUCAGAUGAUUAUACAAAUGACUUUCGUCCCAGAAGAACUGAUAGGAGGCUACCAGAAAGAGAACGAACAGCAAAGAGGCAGCCAAUAGUUGAAUUGGGAAGGUAUGGUGCAGAGUAUGCUCCACCAAAAAAACGCCGUAGGGUGGGAGAGGUUGGUUUGGCAAACAUCUUAGAGGGCAUCGUGGAAACCCUGAAGGAGAAGUAUGACAUAUCCUACCUCUUCUUAAAACCGGUGUCCAAGAAGGAGGCCCCGGACUACUUGGACGUCAUAAGGCGCCCCAUGGAUCUGUCGACAAUCAGGGAGAAGGUGAGGAAGUUCGAGUACAAGAGCCGGGAGGAAUUCAGGCACGAUGUUUGGCAGAUCACCUUCAAUGCUCAUAUAUACAAUGACAAGCGAAACCCAGGUAUUCCCCCCCUUGCAGAUCAGCUCCUGGAAAUCUGUGACUUUUUGUUAGAUGAGAAUGCUGCAGAGUUGAUGGAAGCUGAAGCUGGAAUUGAGUAGAGGGGGGGGAAGUUCACUGGAAAGAAAGAAUAGAAUGUUGUCAAUUACAUCCUUCCUUCCCCCCAUUUGUUUCUUCAUCUUCUCUUCUCGUUUCUCUCUCUUCUCCUGUUGUUUGUAUGUAAUAUUCCUCCUCUUGCGAUGGUUGCAUCGACAUUUCUUCUGUAUCUUAUAUUUCUUCCUGCCUAAUAUACAAUUGAUCACAGAAAUAAUCAAUUGAGCUCCCAAGGAUCCAGCCCCCUAUACGAGCUA
This is a messenger RNA of Diospyros lotus (date-plum), 6499 nucleotides long. RefSeq names its product transcription initiation factor TFIID subunit 1. Bases 581 to 6250 code for a protein of 1889 amino acids. Gene Ontology annotation, cellular component: transcription factor TFIID complex. NCBI's taxonomy places the organism in Eukaryota, Viridiplantae, Streptophyta, Magnoliopsida, Ericales, Ebenaceae. The transcript has 24 exons. Gene Ontology annotation, molecular function: RNA polymerase II general transcription initiation factor activity; TBP-class protein binding; RNA polymerase II general transcription initiation factor binding. The record is from RefSeq and is a predicted model, not a curated record. Gene Ontology annotation, biological process: RNA polymerase II preinitiation complex assembly; transcription by RNA polymerase II.